AUGCUCUGCUCCCUCCUCCUCCUUCUUCUCCUCCUCCUCCUUGUCCUGCUCUUCUCUCCUCCUCCUCCUCCUCCUCCUCUCCCGUCUUUGCCUCUCUCACAGCCUAGUUUUCUUUUUUUUCCCUCUUCAAUCUUGUGUGUGCAGGUUGUAUCUGACGGAGGGACCGGUGCCGCUCUCCCAUCCCCGCGCUCCUUCAACAACAACACUGGUUCAUCAGCACCUGUGGCAGCAGCAGCGAGUCGAGUGACCCAGCAUCAGCCCGACCGGCUUUACCUGUACAUGGAGACCCCCAGCUGGGCAGGAAACACGUUGUGUAAGUCAGGAAGCAUUGCUGUCUUCGGGAACGUGGUGUACAGCGGACUGCUGAACGAUCACCUCUGGCAUUUGGGAGUGCCCCUCUUUACAAGACUGGGUAACCAAGAGGCCACCAACCCCCCGGAAGCGAUGGCCCAGCCGUACACCCCAGCCCAGUACCCUCCCCCCCCACAGAAUGGCAUCCCCGCUGAGUUUGCGGCGCCACACCCGCUCCCGACGCAGGACUACACCGGGCAGAGCCGGGUCCCCGAGCACGCCAUGACCCUCUACACGCCCACACAGACGCACAGUGAGCCGGCCGGCACUGACAACAGCACGCCUGCCAUCACCGCCACCACGACCGCACCGGUCAGUGUCCUCCAUCACCUGCAAACACUGUUCUCAACACGCUGUCAGCAAACAGAUGAUGUGACGCAAACAGAGGGCUCUCAGCAGCUCCAGCUCCAGCACUCAGACUCUUCAGAGAAGCAGCAGCCCAAAAGGUUACAUGUCUCCAACAUUCCCUUCCGCUUCCGGGACCCUGACCUAAGGCAAAUGUUUGGGCAAUUUGGAAAGAUUUUAGAUGUGGAGAUUAUCUUUAAUGAGCGAGGAUCCAAGGGCUUUGGGUUUGUAACUUUUGAAACAAGCACAGAUGCUGAUCGUGCACGGGAGAAACUAAACGGUACAAUCGUAGAGGGACGCAAAAUAGAGGUGAACAAUGCAACAGCACGAGUGAUGACAAACAAAAAGGUGGCCAACCCUUACACGAAUGGCUGGAAGCUGAAUCCAGUGGUGGGAGCUGUCUACGGUCCUGAACUGUAUGCCGUAACAGGGUUUCCCUACCCUGCCACAGGCGCUACCGUGGCCUAUAGGGGUGCCCACUUGCGAGGUCGGGGGCGGGCUGUGUACAACACGUUCCGCACAGCUCCACCGCCACCGCCGAUCCCAGCUUACGGAGCGGUGGUGUACCAAGAUGGCUUCUAUGGUGCAGAGAUCUAUGGUGGCUAUGCAGCAUACAGAUUUGCCCAGCCCACCACCACCGCUGCUUACAGUGACAGCUAUGGCAGAGUCUAUGCAACAGCAGACCCCUACCACCACACGAUUGGCCCUGCAGCCACAUACAGUGUGGGGACUAUGGCUAGCCUAUACAGAGGAGGGUACAGUCGCUUCACUCCCUACUAAAAGAAAGAAAAAAAGCGAGAAAAGACAGAGACAUUACCCACACAAAAAAACAAUCUUUAAAAGAAAAAAAAAAUACACAAAACAAGCAAACGCCCGGUCCUUCUUGGUGGAGAGCUAAAUCAAACUAAAAGCUUCCAGGUCCCCUGCUGAGCCCCUCCCCUGACUCCCUCUCAAGCCGAUAUUUCUACAACAACCUAUUUGAUGUCAUCAUUGUUCUGCUCUUGUUUUGUAUUCAUUUUUGUGCUUUUGGUUUUACUUUGGAAAGUUUUUAUGCACAUGUGCAUUAUCUUGACUGCUGUAUAUGGGUGCUGUGUCACCAUAACCAAUGUGAGCCUACUGCAGCACGCAUGAUGCAUGCUCAGAGGUGUGUGUAUGCAGCCGCCGUCAUCUGACUGAGAAUAUACUGGGGCAUUUUUUUUAUUCUACGACACAAACAUGACAAACAGGCAACACACCAGGUCCGAUCAGGUCGAUCUCUGAUCCAUUCCAAUCCCUUUUCUAACAUGUAACAUGCAGAUAAGAUGCUGACUGACAUGCCUCGGUGGUUCUUAGCUCAAAGACGGCUCUGCUCUGACUGCUUUUGUUUUCCUUUAAACGUUGGAGUGUCCUACUGUUGUGCACUUGCAGUGGAGCCUUACCAGCUGUACUAUGUGGUAUGACAGCAUGCAGAGUAAAGGGUCAUGCAGGUCAGAUUUCUGUCUUGAACUCACAAAGCUCACACUCUGGCCCGGUCUCCUGCACAUCACUGGACGUUUGUAUGCAACUAUUCUGCAACGGUGGUCAGGUUUUUCGGUGGAAAUGUAACAAAUAAGUACAACUGAAAGUAAACAUGUGGGAUGAGCGUGUUCCUUCCCCACCUACAGCAGCGUUUGCAUCACUUCUCGUGCUCGUACUGAUAUUUUUACAACUUCACACACCAAAUGAAGUGUUUUCUCUUUGCUGCCUAAUAUGACUUUACUCUGAGGGUUUUUUUUGUCUUUCAUUACACCCCGCUUGGUAAACAGCCACAGACUUUCUAAAAAUGUGUAAAAAAAUAUGUUAUUUGGCUGCUCCAGAAAUCACAGAAGACAUUAUAAACCAUUAGUUUAUAACGAGUCAACUUAACUUCACGUCGAAGAGGAACUUCAUGUCUUGUUUUUAAGUUGCCAUUCAAAAAUAUUGUAGAAAUAAUCUAUUUAUUAAAGUUAGCACUGAAUAUUUUGCCGUUUGUAAGAAUAUAGUUCUGUCUCAGAUGUCAGCAACGCUUAAAAAUGUAUUUUUUUUGCGACAAUUCUGCUGAAAUAUUGUAUUCAUAGAAAUGACAUAUAAAUUAAGAGAAGCAGAAUAUUUUAACACAAUAUAAUACAGAUUUAUGAAGCAGACUGUAGCUUGUAUAUAGGAUUUAUUACACACUGGAUUCAUGCAACGAGUCAAUUAACUGGUUAGUCAAUUGUAAGAAAAUUGUUACGUUAAUAACCGACUAAUCACUGGAAUCAAAACUUAAGAAAAAUGCACAAAACUUACUUUAUUAUUUUAUUAAUUGAAUCUUUUUGCCGUCACCUUUUGAUGCUCCUCCUGAGCCUUCUGUAGAUGUGAUGCUGUCUGAUAAUAGAAUACAUUACAAAUAUUAUUUUCACAGAAUUGUAAGACACAAUACAUUACAGAUUUAUGAAACAGACUGUAGCUUGUAUACAGGAUUUAUUAAGCGACUGGAUUAAUGCAACGGAAGAAAUUGUAAGAAAAUUGACAUUUCAGUAACUAAUCAAUAAAAUUAAAACUCAAGAAAAAUGUGAAGAACUUGUAUUGAAAUGUCUAAUAAUGAAAGACAUUUUAAAGUUUUUUUCACAGAAACUACAUGUAAAUAUGUAGCAGCAGAAUUGUUCUUCAAAAUAAAUCCAGAUUCAUGAAACAGACUGUAGCUUGUAAAUAUGAUUUAUUACACGACUGUUGCACUGGAUUAUAGAACGAGUAAAUUAUUGUGUGUGAAGUGAAUUAAAUGAAAGUGACAUUUUAAAAAACAGACUAAUCAUUGAAGUGAAAACUUCAAAAUGUGCAAAACUUACUGGCUGGAGCUUCUGUUUUAUUUAUUAGCUAAUUGACACUUUGCACGUCUUGACCAUUCAAUGGUCAUUCUGAGCAUUUUUUGUUCACUAAUAUCAAUAUAAUAAAACAUUUCAUUUAUAAAGUGCUUUCCUAGACUCUUAACGGCAACAACAAAACCAAAAGAGCAGUAUUUUUCUUCAUGUUUUUAUUUGUCUGCAGAGUUUGUUUCCCCCCGAAAUCUAAUUGCUGCUCGUAAAUAGUUGCAUAUGAACUUAAU
This is a messenger RNA of Centropristis striata (black sea bass), 3775 nucleotides long. Its product is annotated as RNA binding protein fox-1 homolog 3-like. Gene Ontology annotation, cellular component: nucleus; cytoplasm. Lineage: Eukaryota; Metazoa; Chordata; Actinopteri; Perciformes; Serranidae. The record is from RefSeq and is a predicted model, not a curated record. Gene Ontology annotation, biological process: nervous system development; regulation of alternative mRNA splicing, via spliceosome. Gene Ontology annotation, molecular function: mRNA binding.